Paramecium octaurelia is the source of this 590-nucleotide messenger RNA. The record is from the annotation of a GenBank genome assembly. Lineage: Eukaryota; Ciliophora; Oligohymenophorea; Peniculida; Parameciidae.
AAUAAUAAAAAAAAUUUGUUUUAUUAAAGAUGGUAUAUAUAGCAUUCAUUUUCUCUCUAGGUACUAGCAAAGUUCGUUGAAGUUGGAAGAGUUGUCAAAAUCAAUUAUGGUCCUCAAGAAGGCAAAUUGGCAACAAUUGUUGAAAUCCUCAAUGAUAAGAGAGUCCUCAUCGAUGGACCAACCACUGGAGUUUAGAGACAAGUCAUCCCAAUCAGAAGAUUGACACUUACCAAAUUCAAUCUUAAAGGUGCAACAAGAGGAGCCAGAUCUGGUGUCCUUACCAAGGCAAUUAAAAAAUCUGAUCCAUUCGCACAAUACGCUCAAUCUAUUGCUGCCAAGAAGGUUGCUAAGAAAGCACUCAGAGCUAAAUUAAACGAUUUUGACAGAUUCAGAGUCAUGAUUCUUAGAAAGAGAGUAAUGCUAUCAAUAAAUCAUUUAUUAGAGAAGUGCCCUCCUAAGCACCCAACUCAAAUCUUUGAAAAAGAACGCUGGUGGAAAGGCUCAAGCUCAAGCUAAAGGAGGAAAUAAGAAGAAAUGAUCAGCUUAUUAUAAAAUAAGUAUAUUAAUAAAUUUGAAUUACAUAAAUCUGC